Glarea lozoyensis ATCC 20868 is the source of this 1716-nucleotide messenger RNA. RefSeq lists its product as uncharacterized. NCBI's taxonomy places the organism in Eukaryota, Fungi, Ascomycota, Leotiomycetes, Helotiales, Helotiaceae. The coding region runs from base 1 to 1716 and encodes 571 amino acids. The record is from RefSeq and is a predicted model, not a curated record. The transcript has a single exon.
AUGAGACUCAUCAACACGACAACACUUUCUCUGGAAGAGUUCAUUGGCGAUAACAUACCUAGAUACGCUAUUCUUUCACAUAGAUGGGAGAAUGAUGAAGUUUUAUAUCAAGACAUGUCUUCGCAGAGUCGGACAAGUAAACGGGGUUGGUCCAAAAUACAAGGUUGCUGCCAGCAGGCUCUGGCAGAUGGGUGGCCCUACGUCUGGGUCGACUCUUGCUGCAUAGAUAAAGCAAGCAGUGCAGAACUUUCAGAAGCGAUUAAUUCGAUGUUCCAAUGGUAUUCUAAGGCCGCAAUUUGUUACGUAUACUUAUGCGAUGUUCCGGUCGCAACUCAACAGUCGGCCGAAGAGCUUGAGUACCUACGCAACAGUGAGUGGUUUACACGAGGUUGGACUCUCCAAGAACUACUGGCACCACCGCAUGUAAUAUUCUUCGACCAGGGAUGGAAUGAUAUUGGUACUCGUCGAAGCCUUAGGAGCGUGCUUAUCACUAUCACACGUAUCAAUUGUAUUGAUGAGAAAAGUACGUUCAAAUCUGCUAGCGUCGCCCAAAAGUUCUCUUGGGCAGCUCGAAGAAAAACCACCAGAGAGGAGGAUAAAUCUUAUUCAUUGAUGGGACUCCUAUCAAUAAAUAUGCCAAUUUUAUAUGGCGAAGGUCAGCGAGCAUUCAUGAGGUUCCAAGAAGAGGUCUUGAGAACUUCUGCGGAUGAAUCCAUAUUUGCUUGGGCACCAGAAUGGUACCAGCAAUAUGCUAUAACGAGCUUGCUCGCACCUUCCAUUGCUCACUUUGACACUUGUGGGAACAUUAUCACCAAGAAACUUCCUACCGAAUUCAACAGGAGAGAACCAUAUGCGAUGACGAACAAAGGACUUCGAAUGGAACACCGCAUUCUUUGUGAUCGAGACUCAUUUGACAGAACUAGACAGCAGAGCACUUCAUGCCAAGUUAUCCUAGCUUGCGCUAAAGAAGACUGGUCAACCAUAUUAACUCAAUCGUCUUAUAUCGCUAUUGAUAUAGUGGUAGACCCGGAUUGGGUACACGCACACAGAGUACUUAGCUCAACACUCUCAAGAAACGUCCUCAAUGUUGUCAGUAUGACUACCAUCAAGCCAGAUCAAAUCUUGGUCAAACCGUUAUUUUUCGAGAAUGAUGCGAUAGUCGACAACUCCAACCUCUUCCAUCAACAUUCCUUCCUUCCGGGGAAAUAUUGGUUAGCCUCAGAAUAUCCAUGGAACGUAAUAAAUAUACAACCUGUAACUGACCAUGGAUAUGAACUCGACGAAAUCUGGAAGAAACAUCUCGACAUGACCGAAGCUCGGUGUUUACAUGAACUUCCCCACCGUGACGAGUUCGGAACGGUGUUUUACAAUUUACUUCUGAUAUUUAGACAUCAGUCUUCAAACGACUCCUUCGCUAUCAUUUUGUUUAGAUUCGAAGAGCUGGUCGCCGUCGCCGAUAUUGUUGAAUUAAAUUCUUUGGAAAAUGAAAGCUAUGUUAUGGGUUUAGUGGAGAUUUCUUCGCCUGAAAAAGUGCCUAAGCGGGCACAAGAUCGGAAGUCACGUAGGCUGGUGAAUGGGGACAUUGUCACUGUGAGUAUUAGACUAAAAUUCAUUGAUAACAUGACGUUUUGGGGAGUGGACAUCAAAAUGAUACCGGUGAAGUCCCAUGAGAUGUGCGGGUUUGGCGCUGAUCCUGAACUUCUGAUGCAUCUCUAA